GUUGAACUGAAAAUAUGGGAGAAAUUCCAGUUUGGCAUCAACAGGUACGAGAUGUAUUCAUACAACAACUCAAGGAUUGAAGAUCUCCUGCAGUAUCUUCGUUCAGAACCUUUAUACGAAGUUGAUGAGAAAUCAGGGGGCACACAGGUUAAGAUGGUCCUAACAUUCAGAGAUGGUGGACAGAGUUUAAUGAAACCUUGGAGAGUUCAACGUGAAUACGAGACUUUACCAGACCACUUUUAUUUCUCUGAUAUAGAACGUCAUAAUGCCGAGGUCUCUGCCUUUCACCUUGAUAGAGUUUUAGAUUUUAGAAGAGCGCCCCCUGUCGCCGGUAGAUGGUUCAACAUUACCAAGGAUCUAUUUGAGUUAGCAGAUCCAGCAUUUAGAAAAACGUUUUUUAGAUCACCAGCUAACAAUGUGUGUUUCGUGGGCCAUUGUUCCUACUACUGCGAGACCGAGACUGCAGUUUGCGGUAAGCCUGACAUGAUCGAAGGAUCGGUAGCUGCCUUCCUGCCUUCAUUCAAAGCAGCUCCUAGAAAAACGUGGCGACAUCCGUGGAGGAGAUCGUACAGUAAACACAGAACAGCCGUUUGGGAGCAAGACCCUUCUUACUGUCAUCGUAUUGUAAUGAACAAACACCCGUAUAACAGUGGUAGGAGACUACUGGAUCUUAUGGAUAUGUCCAUCUUUGAUUUCUUAAUGGGUAAGUAAAUUCAAUUUUUUUUUACCUCUCACAAGUAUGAUAUAAACCUUUUAUAUUAAUCCCUUGGAGGUUUUCGACAACAAUCUUGACAGGUUUUGAAAAAUAUGUCAAUAACUUCUGGAUUAGUUAUCGAUUGCUAUAGUACGGGACUCUGAAUCUGCACUUUUUGAGUUAUUAUGCCAUGGUAUCCUUGAUAAUGUUAGGGCAGUUCGUAGACGCAGUUCGUAGAACGUCGUAAGAACGAACUGUGGUCCAUUUUGUAAGAUCGUAUCAAGAAGGCCGUACGAAGCAGCGUUUGCAGACCGUUUGUAAGCAGCUUGGUGGAUGAUCUUGCCCAAUAUUUUUUUUUACAUCAUACGAAACCCUCUCUUCUUAUGGCGGCCCUACAAACGUCGUAAGAACAUCGCAAGAACCAUUCAAGAAGAAAGAACGCCUUAAGUUCAUUAUAAAGGGUUCUUCUAGCGUUCUUGAGAACGCCUUACAAACGGAAAAUCGUACAGCGAUCUUACGAAUGACGCUUGGCGUUUGUAAGGUGUUCGUAUGGACUCGUUAGGCGUAAGUACACAAUUUGCGCUACUGUUCAGUAAAAUCUACAAGCGAAUGAGUUGAGAUUUCCUUGAGUUGCAUGUACGACCAUAUUUCAAGGACAGAAAUCGUAAGACGGCCGUAUGACAGAAAGAAUAAUCAAAGCUUUCUUUCGAAAAACGUACGAAUUAUAGGGUCAUUUCCUUCUCAAUAUGGUCUUACGUUGUUCAUAAGGCCGCAAGAAUAUAUGCCCCAUGUACGAAUCUUUACGAAUUCCAGAAUUGGUACAACAAUGAUAUUCGUAUGAAUCUCACUGUUCGUUCGAACUUUUGUGACCGUUUCUUAAAGUGGGUCGUGUCGUUUAUCUUGGCCUUCAUAUCUGACGAAGGAAUCAUUCAAGACACAUUCGUCGUCUGGUUUAGGUAUAUUGCAUGUUCAACUUCACCGCCGUCCUAGUAGAUUAUACAAAUUUGUUUUAUAAAGUUAUCUGUAAAUAGAGAUGUUAUCAGGCUCCCGCUAUAUAACUCGAUCAUCUGGCUUUAAAAUAGUACGACAGAGAGAAACAGGUCGGGGUGACAACAUUAUUCCAUAACCUACCAAUUAUGAACCCAAGAAUCAGCAAGGAGGUGAACUCUACUUUCUUUCUGGGUCACUCUUGAAAGGUCAGAGGUCAUGAGGUAGUUGAAAGCCGACAUGAAUCCAGUAUGUCAAUAUUUGGGCUGUUACAGAUAAUGUUUGUAUUCAUAGCGUGCUACUCCCGGGGAAUGUUCCGUGAAACGUUAUAGUCGGCGUCAUCCCGACGGCAAGAUUGCUCUGAGCCAAUCAGAUGCAAGGCUUUCUGUAGCUUAUAACAACACAUCACUGACUAUAUGUUCCAUGGAAUGCUCCCAGACAUCCUUGUAGUUGGUUGUCAGUAUGCUCCAAAACUGUUUAAAACAAGAAUGAUGGAGAAGGGGAGUCUGCUAUCAAUAUUCCAGGAUCUGACUUAUAUUUCGCUCCUUUUUUUGGGUUGCCAUGCUUUCAUGACUCAACAUUGAGAAUGAUCGGGGGGGGGGGGGGGGUAGACAAAGAAAACAAUUUUCAACGUGUGGAAUAGUUUUUUCUAUUGAACUUCCGCUCAGUGAUAUUAUGGUAAUAAUAAUUGGUUUGUGGUUCGUUUUUGUACUUUAGGAUUGUAGGAUUUUGUUUUCUUCGUCUUCUUUUCAUGCCAGCUUUGAUUUUACAGGAUGUCAUCACCUUACACAUGAUGUUAGAUGAAACGUUACGGGCAAAGUCCUUUAAAGAACUAUUAUAAUACAGUUAUGAGUUUUUGAAGUUAUUACAUUGUGACGCCACAUGCGAGACUCCCACAGAUACAUAUGAUUUACAUAAACUGAUAUUUUCAAGUGGUUCGUGCUGUGGAUUUGAUCGAAGAAGCGGGUAUGCAAUAAUGUUUCCUUUUAUAUUUUUUUUUCAUACACUCACAGGUAAAAAUGAUUUUCUUUCUGUCCUUUUUUUUAUAAAAGAAAAAUAGCGCUCUACUUUAAUAUCACAUGACACUGUCGCAUGUGACGUCAAAGACUAAACUGUAGACAUUCAUAACUGAUUCUUUGUUGGAUUUUCUCAAAUCCUUUUUUGAAAACAUUGAUAUAUUUCUCACAAUUUUCUCCUUUUAUUAAAACCAAUUCCGGUUGAACUAGAAAUAAAAAAAAACUCGAUUUAUUCACUAUUUGGUCCAUGAACCCUCGAAGGAGUUUACGAGACUUGGGCGACUUCCCAAAUAAAUGGACCGAAUCGACCACCACGAGGUAUCGUUCUUUUCUUUAUUUUAUAAAAGAAAUAAUGCCAUCAUAUUGGCAUGCCGUCAAUUAUUGGAAUGUUUCGUUUUUCUGGGAGAAAGAUAAGGAAGGAUCUGUCCAGAAAAAAUCAAUAAAAGUCGUGUGAACAAAGUUCGAGCCAAGUUCCUUUUUAAAAGGAUUGUAGUGAAUAAUACCUCUCUUCUCCCUGUUCCCUUCCUUAAAAAGAGCAUAAUUAGACGAGGAAAAGCAAUAUGUCAUGACAAUGUUGGUAUUGUGUGGAGAAAGAAUCCCUUCGUUGAAGGUCACCUUGAUGUUCUGUAUUCAUCAAUGUCUGCGGCUUACUCGAUUAGAACAUGAUUUUAGAUGGCGAAAUUAUGUUUUUCAUGGAAGUUUAUUCCCGCAGGGAACAUCUACACGGCUUUCCACUAAUGGUGUAUUUGGCGAUAAUAUAAGAUUAUACGAAUAAAAGAAGGGCUUGGCAGUGGGGCAAUGAGCCAACAAAAAAUGAAGCGGCCAAGUUUGGCGUAUGGGACAACAAUUCUAGAAAAGCUGCUAAGCGAGCGAAGCGAGGAAGUUAAGUAUUUGACCUUUUUAAAAGAAACAAAUCAAAUAGCUUUUUUUGCCAUAUUCAGAAAAUGCUAUCAUGCUUUUUCUUCUCGUAUUUCAUUUUAUCUAUUUUGUCCCCGUUUUGAUUUUUUAGGGGGUACAUGCCUCCCGAGCCCCCCCCCCCUACUGUACACCUGUGGGACAUUGGGGGCUCCCUCCAUGGAUGGAUGAAUAAUUGCCACGACUAAGAAUGAAAACCAAAAAGAAGAAGAAAAUGAAAGAAAUAAGGGAGAAGUGAAUUUAGAAUAUUUAGGACUGAAAAUAAUGUCAAAAUCUGUCACAAAUUAGAUUGGAAUUCAAACGAUUCAAGUUUGGCGCUCGAUCGCGACUUUUCUUUUAUAGAAAUUUUGCUCCACCUGCCAUUUUCUCUCCCUACAAACGCUAUGGAUAUACUUAAAUGGAGAAAAUGACAGGGUCGUAUAGGGCAGCCUCUCAGUAGCGUACGCAGGAUUUUUGAUUUUCUGAUUGAAAAGUUGACAAGC
Messenger RNA from Lytechinus pictus (painted urchin), 4094 nucleotides. Its product is annotated as extracellular serine/threonine protein kinase FAM20C-like. Gene Ontology annotation, cellular component: Golgi apparatus. Gene Ontology annotation, biological process: protein phosphorylation. The record is from RefSeq and is a predicted model, not a curated record. Gene Ontology annotation, molecular function: phosphotransferase activity, alcohol group as acceptor. Bases 52 to 711 code for a protein of 219 amino acids. The transcript is spliced from 6 exons. NCBI's taxonomy places the organism in Eukaryota, Metazoa, Echinodermata, Echinoidea, Temnopleuroida, Toxopneustidae.